ACAUAUAGCAUCUUUCUGGGCCAAUAGAUUAGAUUACAACAGCUGUGUAUUCUGAAAGAAUCAUUACUCAAAAAUCACAAACUCAUCAGAUCAUCACGACCAUGAAACGAAUAUUAUUUGAGUGCCUUAUCAGAAAAUCUUCAACUAUGCUUGAGAUUUUUCUCAAAUUGUGGCUCUUCUAUGCAAACAAGAGCUUUAUUGCCAAAUACAACUCUGGAGAAUAGUGGGAAAUUAUUAAAUUUGAAAUGCUCAGUCCAUCAAUUAGUUUAGUUUGUGGUUGUCCGUCGAAGGUAGUGUUUGGGAUUUUUUUGAGGCUCUCAUGUUCUCCAAAAAAUCCAAUCGGAUCUAUGAUAAAAGUGGCGGAAAAAAUAUUAAACAGAGAAAUGUUUCGGAGAAAUCAGCAAAGUUUUUGAAGGAUUUUGCAACGACUUUAAUUGAGGGACGAUGGAGGUAUACCCUGGUUGCAUUCACAGCAACUUUUGUGGUAUCAUGGACAAUCUUUGCUGUUCUGUGGAUGCUGGUGGCUCAGGCACAUGGGGACUUGGAUUUUGAUCCUGCGACAGGAGAACGAUUGAGUGACGGUAAAAGCACAUGUACCCACGGAGCAGAGGACUUUGCGGGUUUUUUCUUGCUCAGUGUAGAGGCUCAAGUGACGACAGGAUAUGGUGAAAAGUAUCCCAGUGAAGACUGUCCAGAAGCCCUUUUUCUCCUAAUGAUCCAAAUCCUGAUUAGUGUUGUAAUUGAGGGUGCAAUGAUUGGUGUCGUUUAUGCUAAAUUAACACGUCCUCCUCGACACUGUGGAGAUCUUGUCUUCACACGCAACUGUGUUAUCUGCCUCCGUGAUGGUGUUCUGUACCUCCUAUUUAGAAUCUCUAAUUUUGCCCAGCACCAAGAGAUAAGUUCGCGAGUUGAGGUAUUUCUCUGUGAGAAAAGUAUUCCCUUUGAGGGAGAGACAGAAAAUCACAAAUUGGAACUGCUGAAUGAUGGAAAGAUAACACUCUUCCUGCCUCAUGAUGUGUCUCAUCCCAUCACCGAAGGCAGUCCACUCUAUGGAUACUCAGCUGCUGAUCUCUUACAGGCAAAUUUUGAAAUUCUCGUCACACUCACGGGAAGUUCCAAAGCAACUGGACAGAUUACCCAAACUCGCACUUCCUACCUCCCCAGCGAAAUCCUCUGGGGCUAUCGCUUCAAGAACAUCGUCCACUAUGAUCAUGGACUGGAAACUUAUGUGAUUGAAAGUGAUAAAUUCAAUAGCGUUACACGUGUAGAUACACCCCUCUGCAGUGCUAAAUACCUGCGUCACGUGAAUGAGACUCUAUGCAGCACCAAAGACUCAAAUUUAAGAAGACGACACCGUAAGGAUCAUCAGGAUACGGAAAAAAUGUGCUGCAGCAAAUACAGUCUGCAGAUGGAUAUGCCAAUCGCAGAGAUUUCCCUGGACAGUGUCUUCAAGGAAAGCAAAAAGAGUCCUGAUGAAGUAGUUUCACAAUUUGAAACUCAAUCCUGGGAUGGAUUUUUUGAUACUCCCUCAAAUGAUAACGAUAUCGCAUUUUAAGACGUGUUUUAGGGUUUUUAUUAUCCGCUUUGUCUCACCUUUAUUGCAAUUGUAAGAACUUCUUGUUCAGAAACUCUACAAUCUCGGAAGAAGACCAAAGUCGAUGUAGAAUAGAAGAUCUCUCUUGUAAGUCUAUAAUUUUCAAUUAUUCAAGAAUUAAUUAUUCAGUUGUUAACUCUGUUAUUUUCUACCCGAUAAUUCCAUUGUGCGAAUUACACGAAAGAUUAGGAUCGCAUUCUAUUAAACUUGAUUUUGUUAAGUCGAUGAAAAGAAAGAUUAAUAAAAGUGAUUUUUGUUUUAUAUAAUUUCUAAUAAGAAAAUAUAAUUAUAUUGAAAAUUAAAAAUAUAACCAAUAUAACACUAAACUAAUAAAAGACCUAAAUUGAA
Phlebotomus papatasi is the source of this 1942-nucleotide messenger RNA. RefSeq names its product ATP-sensitive inward rectifier potassium channel 8-like. The record is from RefSeq and is a predicted model, not a curated record. Gene Ontology annotation, biological process: regulation of monoatomic ion transmembrane transport; potassium ion import across plasma membrane. The transcript has a single exon. Gene Ontology annotation, cellular component: plasma membrane. NCBI's taxonomy places the organism in Eukaryota, Metazoa, Arthropoda, Insecta, Diptera, Psychodidae. Bases 320 to 1555 code for a protein of 411 amino acids. Gene Ontology annotation, molecular function: inward rectifier potassium channel activity.